This is a messenger RNA of Globicephala melas (long-finned pilot whale), 4458 nucleotides long. RefSeq names its product adiponectin receptor 2 (gene ADIPOR2). Gene Ontology annotation, biological process: adiponectin-activated signaling pathway. NCBI's taxonomy places the organism in Eukaryota, Metazoa, Chordata, Mammalia, Artiodactyla, Delphinidae. The record is from RefSeq and is a predicted model, not a curated record. Gene Ontology annotation, cellular component: plasma membrane. Gene Ontology annotation, molecular function: signaling receptor activity.
UCACGGCGGCGGCGGUGUGAGGACCCUCCCGGACGCUGGGUCGCGGCGGCGGCAGCGGGCGGCCCCACAGCUGGUUUGGGGUCCCGGCGGCCCCGGUUCCGAGGAACCCGAGACGCGUGGCGAGGCGUCGGCGAGCUCUGAGCUUUGUUUCCUACUGUCAUGACUUCCCCAGAGUUCUUGUCAUAACAGAAUGGGUGGCAUGGUCAUGAGCAACACCGGAAUGCGCUCUGCGACUGCCAGGCGCUGAGAAGUGUAUACAGCAGACCGAAGGAUCUCGUUACUUCUCCUUGGUGCUGCUGCAGAAACCUGUGCACAAAGAGAUAGAAAAAGCGUGUGAAUCCCUGCCAACCUGGAGGGUCAACUCACUAUCCUAAAAGUCCAUCCUCCCAAGAAGAAGGAACAGAAAGACCUCUUUGUAAGAAAGGCGUGGGUAUCCCAUGAAUGAGACAGCAGAAAACCGACUGGAGUACAGCAGGACUCCAGAGCCAGAUAUAAGGCUCAGAAAAGGGCACCAACUUGAUGGUACAAGGGGAGGUGACGAUGACAUCCACCAAGGAGAUUUGGAGCCUCUUGUAGAGGCAUCUGCCCUUUCUUCCCAUCAUAAAAAAAGCUUGGAGGAACGUCGGUGCGAUGAUGGAGCGUCUCAGGAGGACGAGGGGUUUAUGGGCAUGUCCCCCCUCUUACAAGCCCACCACGCCAUGGAGAGAAUGGAAGAGUUUGUGUGCAAGGUCUGGGAAGGUCGGUGGCGAGUGAUCCCUCAUGAUGUGCUACCCGACUGGCUCAAGGAUAACGACUUCCUCUUGCAUGGACACCGGCCCCCGAUGCCUUCUUUCCGGGCCUGUUUUAAGAGCAUUUUCAGAAUACACACUGAGACAGGCAACAUCUGGACACAUCUCUUAGGUUGCGUAUUCUUCCUGUGCCUGGGGAUCUUUUAUAUGUUUCGUCCAAACAUCUCCUUUGUGGCCCCCGUGCAGGAGAAGGUGGUCUUUGGAUUAUUCUUCCUGGGCGCCAUUCUCUGCCUUUCUUUUUCGUGGCUCUUCCACACAGUCUACUGCCACUCAGAAGGGGUCUCCCGUGUCUUCUCUAAGCUGGAUUACUCUGGCAUUGCUCUUCUGAUUAUGGGAAGCUUCGUCCCUUGGCUUUAUUACUCUUUCUACUGUAACCCGCAGCCGUGCUUCAUCUACUUGAUUGUCAUCUGUGUGCUGGGCAUCGCAGCCAUCAUCGUCUCCCAGUGGGACAUGUUCGCUACCCCGCAGUACCGGGGGGUGAGAGCAGGAGUGUUCUUGGGCCUUGGCCUGAGUGGCGUCAUUCCCACCUUGCAUUAUGUCAUCUCGGAGGGCUUCCUGAAGGCCGCCACCAUAGGGCAGAUCGGCUGGUUGAUGCUGAUGGCCAGCCUGUAUAUCACGGGAGCAGCCCUGUACGCUGCCCGCAUCCCCGAGCGCUUCUUUCCCGGCAAGUGUGACAUCUGGUUCCACUCCCAUCAGCUCUUCCACAUCUUCGUGGUGGCCGGCGCUUUCGUUCACUUCCACGGUGUCUCGAACCUCCAGGAGUUCCGCUUCAUGAUCGGCGGAGGCUGCAGUGAAGAAGAUGCACUGUGAUACCUGCCGGUGCCCGGGGACUGUGACCCUUAACCAGGGCCUGCGGUGCCUGCAGGCCCCCUCACUGGCCGGUGACGCCAGUACCGGAGGAGCCCCAAACCCUGGCAGCCUCGUGGGCUUUGUGAUGCCCCAGGGCUCCAGGUGGUCUGCGACUGGGAAGAGAAAACAAAAAUAAAUCCCACCUCAGAGGUGGAGAAGAGGAGAGACGACCCAAACCCUGCCUUGUUCUUGGGUCUGCUGAGUGAGGGCACUGUGAGACCCGGGCAAGCUGGCUUCUGAUCCGUGUCCUGCUUCUUCGUAGAUGUUGGGACAGUUUAGCUGGAGGCUCAUUCUUCUCCCUCCUCUCUCCUGAAAACAGUAACGCAAACCAGUUUCGGUGAACAUUUAUAUCCUAUAAGGGGGGGGGGGUGUGCUUUUGGGAGAACAAAGAAAUUAAUGUAAAUAAGAUUUCUAACUUACUGUUUAAAUAAAAAUUUAUAUAAAUGUUUAAAACACAGGGGUAGGGGAGGGAGGGACGAUUUUUGUAUAGAAUGAAACAUGCAAGUACCACACACUGUUUCAAUUUUGCACAAGCGACGGCAGGAUGAUCAGGUGACAGCCCCAGAAUGUAUAAUGCCUUGUGCACCAGGGUGCCUUCUGAAGGCUGGCAUACCUUGGGCCCUGGUGGGGCAGAGCCUACGGCCCAGCCCGGCAGUCGCAUGGCCGCUCUCGCUCCUGAGAGCCCCGAGGUGGACGGGAGCAGCGUGCGUUUUCUCAGUGGAAACAGCGCGUGAAAGGCUAACGGGAUGUGUUAGAUCAAGGCUCUAGUGACUGUGUCAUUAGAGAGAGCCACCUACUUGGGAAGGUCACUUAGGCUGGCAGAGGGGCGGUGGGGGGGGGCACUGUUGGCACAGGGGCCCAUCGCAGCCCUUCCUGGCGUCCUCUUCAACUUGGUGGCGACUCGGCUGGCUGCCAGGGGUGGGGCGGGGGUGAGAGUGUUCCGUGUCCUUGCUGUGGAGCUCUGGACCACCCUGUACGUUUUCCUCCAUGAAACUACCCUUCCUCCCCCCGGGAAUAAAAAUCGACCUUUCCUGGCAUCAUAGUUCCUGGCAUGGAGCCAGCCACAGAGGGAUUCCAGGUGCCCCUGACACAUUUACGUGGGUGAGAGAGCGUUUGCCUGUGGUGCUGUCCUGGUGACCCUGGGUGGCAGGUGCAUCACCUCUCCACAAACAGGAAAGCCAGCGGCAUGCCCCUAAAGCAGAGCCCACUGCCCCGCCAGUGCCUGAGUGGCCAGCACCCCAGGACCCCACUUUUCAGGGCUAGUGUGGUGGCAAGUCUUACAAGGAAAUGCUAUGUUAUUGCCAUGGGGUCUGGCCAGAUCCUGGAAGCUGUUAAGUCUUUGAAGAGCUGCUCGAAGUGAAAAAGGCUGCUCAUGUCCCAGAGGUGCCCUGUUAGGGUGUCAAAAGGCGGUAGGGGAGGGUCUGGCUCACGGAAUCCUGACCUGGGCUCAUGGGAGGGCCAUCAGAAUAACCCUUGAGUCCAGUUUCUUACUCUCCGCCAGGAUUUCAGGCGGUUAAACUACAUCCUCGGGGUGGCGGGGACUAGCAGUGAACGUCGAGUCCCCGAGCGUGGGGGUCGGCAGCCUCCAGGGGGUGUUUGGGGGAAUGGGAAGGGUCUCCUAUUUAUUCAGUAUGGGGUUUUUCCUUGGUUAUACUUUCUCGCCCCUUCCAAUCUCCAGCAAAAGCUGGGAGCCAGGAAGAAAGAAUCCAUUGAAGAACUUGCGAAGAACUUACGAGAGUUUUGAUUCUGAGUGAGGUCACUGCCCUGGGUGCCGGGUGGGCUCAGCGAAAGACUCAGUGGGUGAGCUGGUGCCGUGCCGGCAGAAGGAUGAGCGGUGUCACUCCCAUGGGGAAGCCCAGCCCAGCAGGACGGGCCCACCUGGGAGGAAGCACACUUCGCUUCAUGAAGCAGCAGCACAUAUCAGAAGCCACACUUGCUCUUCGGUCACGCACCUCGGGGGACAGGGCGUGUGUCUGCACAGCCCUGUGACGCCACCAACAGAAGCGGCAGUCCAGGGCCCGGUCGCCCCACACUGCAAAGGAGGAGCGGAAUCUGGCUCAACAUAGCACAAACCCUUAGGAAAAUGAAGCUAACACCACUCAAGACGUCCUCCAGUAGCAGCCGCUGCUCGCUCUGGGGAGCGUGGCGGCGUGUACGCCCAUCCACGGGUGUGUCUGCAGCUCCUACCCCGCCGUUCACGCACGUCUCAGCUCGCUGAGAACUCUCACAGGUUGGUGCCUGGAUGCCUUACUCUCAGCAGGCAGAGGCUUGCUUGCUCUGUGCAGAUUUUAAUUUUCUUUUUGGGUCCUAGGCUGGUUAGGACCGCUAACAGCUUCAUCCUUUCACCAUUAAAUAGUGGCCUUUUCGGUAUUUUCCCCCUUACCGUUUAUAAGUUGCUGAAGCCACAAAGCACAAUUUUGGGGAUCGUAGAGGGUUGGGAUUCCAGAAAGGCAUUUAUGUGAUGGUUCCAUUCACCAUGGGAUUUCCCUACUUGCUGUAUUGCUCACCUUCUAAUAAAAAGAACCAAAUGGAAUAUGAACUUUGUUGUUGUUGUUUUUACUGCCUCAACUUUCCUUUCCGUAGCUUUUGGUACUUCUUACUUGAAGCCUGAACUUAGUCACUGAAGCUUAAGUUUUUGGAAAUGUCCCAGUCUGAGUGCUGAAGACCAUUCUGAAAAAGCUCUCCGUGGACUAACUUUUCAACAAGUUAAGAUCUUGUGGAAUUAUUAAUAGAAUUCUUUGGCCACUAGGGUAGGUUCUAUACUGAAUAGAGUAUCUGAGGACAUUUAGGGGGUGUGUGUACUCAGUUGGGCUACCAGUUG